AUGAUGUGGAAGAGGUUCAUCGUGGUGAUGGAUGAAGUUGAAGAAAUCAAUCAGUUGUCUCACGAUCCAUCUGGCGUGGAGCAUGGAGACAGAGUGCUCUCAGUCGGUCAACAAGAGAAGGAAGAAGAGGUGAUCAAAGAUGUUGAGAUGAAAGAAGAACAGACCUUUGCUGCUCCUCAGCAUGCCAACAUUUCCAAUGACUUCCCUCUCUAUCUGGCUGGGUGUAACUCGUCUCAAGCGGUGGAGGAGAAAUUGGCUUACUUAGCGCCGACUGCUGGCGAUGUCAUGAUUGAAUUGGAUCCUUCAGAAGGUCAGAGGAUUGACAUGAAUAGUGGGAUCAAAGGAUUCAAUGAAUCAGACAGCUUUGUGCCGUUUGACCCCUUUGCACCUCUACCGCCCAGCCAAGCCAAUGACAGUGUACCGCAGAACACUAACGAGAUGGUCAUGAAUGUACAGGACCCUGGUGUAUUGAAGACUCAGUACCUGUGUACCAACAAUGAUCCAUUGCUACUUGACAAAAGACCAAACCUGGAUACAGAGAAGCAACCUAUCAAUGAUGUGGUUGCUAAGCAACAGCUUCCAUGUGAUGAGCUAGCUAUGAGGGCUCCAUACAUUCCUAUGGGUGAGGAUUUUGACCUGUCAACCGAUUCUCUUCUUGGUGACAUGGAUCCCUUCACGAGUGAGACUUGGAUGCCUGUAGAUCCAUUCGGCACAGGUUCAAUUGAUAAGAACCUAAGACCAAUGGAAGAUAAUGGGAUGGACUACCCAUGCUCUCAGAGUAGCAGCUGUCGUACAUCAGGCAGCCCCAUGGAGUCCUGUAACAGCAGUCUGAGCGGCAGUGUACCCAAUCUUUACUUUCCCAAUUCCUCACCCAGCACUCCUCAGCAUACCCCGCUCCUGCUCUCCCCGGCCAUGUCGCCCCACAGCGGUGCCCCCACGCCGAUGCUGCACUCGCCGAUGAAUCCGAACCUUCUGUCUCCACUGGGCCAACCAUCUCAUCAAGACGACAGACUCUUCGCCUCACCGCUUCCGUCUCCUGCACCCAUCCAGCAGCCUCUGGGUGUGUACAUCCCCUACCCUCCUAUGUCGUCCUACCAGCAGGUGUCUCCCAACCCUCAGAACAUCAUGUCGCCCCCUCAUCAGAGAUGCCAAACAAGCAUACAAUCCCCGCCCCUCAAGCGGAAGCAGGAGCAUCCAGAUUGCGGUGACUGCGCUCCUAGAAGCAAGAUAAGUCGGUCGGAUGGGCUGUUAGAGAUGCUUGGGAUGAGGAAUGGUAGAGGAGGAGGAGAGGAUGACGACAGGGUCAUGUAUGUCAAGAGAGAACCAGACCAAGAACUUGACAAAUCAUCCACAGGUGAGAGUCCUUACAUUGACACAGGCGCAGCAAGAGGAGGGGGUGGACAACAGCCGACUCCAAGAGAUAAUAACAUGGAUCUACUAUCAGCACUCCUUACUAAAGUUGAUAAAGACAAUGUCAAUCCAUUCAGACAUUCACAAUUACUACAAAUAGUUGCUCAAAGGGUCUCUGGGAAUGGCUCUUCUAAAGGCCCUAACACUCUACUGCAUGCUAGCACAUCCAACCUGCCAUCAUCCAUCAAGCCCAAGAACCAACCAGAGCAAGAGCCUAAGCAUCAGGGCCAGCCUGCGAGGAAGAGCAGUAUCACCCAGCUCUUAGGCAGAGAUGGAUUGCCUCUAGGAGCUGCUCUGCCACUCAUUACAAACCUGGAUGCAGAAGUCAAUGCUCCAUUGCCUACCAACAGGUUGCUACAGGGGGAAGACCUCUUGCAAGCCCUGGACCUAACAGCCCCAUACUGACCUUCAUGGAACCCCUGAUAGAACAGGGAUGGAGAAAGAGAAAAGGUUAUUACAGGGGUGUGAGAGUUCAGAUUUUUAGCUGAUUUCAGAUUUUUUUUCCAGCUUAAUUUCAGCUUACUUUUGGCUUUCCUCUGUAUCAAAUGUAUGGGAGCUUUUUCUAUUUCAGACUUUUUCAACACUCUAACAGCUUUAUUCAGAUCUUUUUUUUGUGACCACUCACACCCCUGGGUUAAUAUCAAUGCAUUUAAAGUAGCUUUCCAUGAAAAUAUUUAUUUCCAGGAUAGCUUUCCAUAAUGACAUUGUAUAUUAUAAGUGGUCUGCUAUGUAUGGAAUGUUGUAGUCAUGAUUUUAUUAAAACUUCAGUAUAUCAGAGAACUUGCUCAAAGACAUACGCUUCAGCAUAACUGGAGGGGAAGAAUGUUACAGUGAUGAUAUUUGGAUUCUUUGUAAUUGUUUCUGUAAAUAAAAGUGGAGUAGUGAUGAACUAAAUGUAGGUUCAUACAUCUUUGAAAUAUACAUGUAUGUCAGUGAAUAGUGAACGGAUGUUGUCGUGGAUGUGCACAAAACAUGAAAUUAUGCCCUAUAAAUGCACAAAUGUGAUUGAUGUUUCUCUGUCUUGGCACACUAUCAAUACAGCCUUUGAUUGUAAAUUGGUAUUUCUGAAGCCAUUAUCAUACAUGAUCCAGUUCACAUUUUUUCCUCCAGAUUUAAUUUUUCAUGUCUCUUUAUGUAAACUUGAAAGUAAGUAUUUUAAAUUUUUUUUAUGGGGUUGGCAUGCAUGCUAAACCUUAAACAUAACUAUUAAAAGUUAUUGUAAAUAGAUGAGAUGUUUUUCCUGCUACAUUUAUUCUUAUAAUGUACAAUGUUCUGUGAUGUAUAUUACACCGAACAUUUACAUGCUAUGUAUAUUGCUGGGUUAAUGUAAUUCCUCUUUUUUUGUACAGAAAUGUUCCUGGGACAUUUGUUUUUUAUCACCUUAUUUCCCUUUUUAAUACACCUUUUCAUCUUCCUGUGGGGACCCACAGGUUUAUCUUACCCAACACUGUGGUCUGUUGUAGAAAACAUAAAAGACAAUAAGUUUGUUAACCCUUUGGAUACUGAGCACGCAUAUAUGCAGGUUUGGAUCUGUGGAGAAUGUGUAUCAAAGCACAAUGAGCCAGUUUUGAGGGGGUUAAAUAUAAUAUUGAGAUUUUCAGUAGAUUUCUAUCUUUAUUUUCCAUUUCAUGGGGAUUUCGAAUCCAUACUUCAACUUUGUUUAUUUUGUGAGAUUAAGGGAUUGUGCUAAAAUUCAUUAUUUACAACUUUUCUUGAUUUCACUUAGACCUGAAAUGUUUACUUUGGAUCUACUUGAGAUCACUAAAAGAUGUAUGCUUCCUGUCAAAUUAUUAUAUAUCCUCCAUUUAUGUAUACCAUAAUAGAAAUUUGUUUGGGAAAUGACUUUUGUAUAUUAGAUGAUUUAUAUUAUAUUUUCACCAAACAUUGUUUUUUUUUUGUGUAGUCUAUAAAAUUACCUGAUGUAAAUAUAUCACUAUUGAGAAAUAGAUAAUUUAUUUACCAUUUAUUUACCAUUGGGUAAGUUAAGUAAAUGUAAUAUGAUCUUCAAUCAUACACUUCAUGUAACUAUAUUGUGGUAGUCAGGGGGGUAAUUUAGGGAAGAGGUUUUAGUUUACAGAGAAUGAUCCACAAAUUAUCAAUUACUACAUCAGAUAAUUUCGGGGUGAUGAAAAAAUAUUUUUAUUUCUUUGUUCUCUAAGAAGCGUGAAGAAGACUAAUACAUUUGAUGCAUGAAAAUAUAUUCUUGAUACAACAGAUUUUAGUAAUGGAAGUUUUAAAAACGACUUUAUAAUUUUGUACACAAAACUAUUUUUCUUCAUUGUCUCUCAUGUUAUCUGUGCAUGUGUGUGUAUGUGUGUCUUUGUUGAUAAAAAGAAUUCAUUGUGGUGUUAAUUAGGAGAAAUGUAGAUUACUCCUGUUUUGUUUAAAAACAAAAUAUGUGUAGAGAUUGUGAUGUCCAGAGUUAUUUAUUUUAACAAUGGCAAGUAAGCAAGUAAGUGGAAUUGUUUAAUUAUAAUUGUGUCUUCAGGCAAAACUGUUUUUUACCUAACACCAGUCCUUGAGAUAAUGGAUAAGAUGUGGAUUUAGAAUGUAAGCCUCACUUCUAAAUCCUGACAUGUGAACCUGUAUGACAUUAGUAGCAGUACAUAUACUUUACAAUCUUCCAUAUAUAGAAAUACAAAUAUUUUGAAUGUUAGAUAUUAAAUAUGACAUCUUGCCUCUCUUUGAUUCCAAAUCAUCUCAUUUAUAUUUAAAAAAAAAUCAAUGAUAUACUUUAAGAAACAACUCAAAAUAAAGAUAUCUAUGAAAGACAACUC
Molecule: messenger RNA, 4187 nt
Organism: Lytechinus pictus (painted urchin)
Lineage: Eukaryota; Metazoa; Echinodermata; Echinoidea; Temnopleuroida; Toxopneustidae
Exons: 9
Coding region: 1-1815 (604 amino acids)
Source: RefSeq, a predicted model, not a curated record